Molecule: messenger RNA, 591 nt
Organism: Hyaloscypha bicolor E
Lineage: Eukaryota; Fungi; Ascomycota; Leotiomycetes; Helotiales; Hyaloscyphaceae
Exons: 1
Coding region: 1-591 (196 amino acids)
Source: RefSeq, a predicted model, not a curated record
AUGGCCAGAAGCCUCUCGCUAGAGAAAGACGCAUUUCAAAUUUGGGCAGUUGCAUAUCUCGAACUCUAUCACUUAUUGCUGAGAAUCAUGUUCAAGACGCUGUUGUUUGGAUCCGAGAUGGCAUUCGACGAAUAUACCACCGACUUUGAGAAACUCAUCGCAUAUGCCGAGAUAGCCAUUAGCAAACCCUCUGUUGACAAUCAACCAACCUUAUCCUUCGAUCUAAACAUCAUACUGCCACUCUUCUUCCUUGCGCUGAAGUGCCGAGUUCUUCCGCUCAGACGCCAGGCCGGGUCAUUGCUGAGGCAAGCCCCAGACCGGGAAGGUAUGUGGCGUCGCGAAAGUGUCAUCAAAGUCUGCGGGUGGAAGAUAGCUAUGGAAGAGCAAGGCCGCAGCUGUUUAUCAGAGACUGAUGUAUUGCCAGAAGCUGCGCGGAUAUUCAAAGAACACAUCCCGAAAGAGGAUUGGGGCAAGCUCAAUGAGAAUGCUCGGCCCCGAAUAUGUUUUAGCAGAGGUGUUUGUGGAGUCGUGGAGUUCGUAACAGCUCCAGAUGAUUUCGAGGAUGUCUAUGACAUGGGUAACAUGUUAUAG